AGGGGGCUGCGGUCCUUACUUGUCGUUACACUGGGAACUAGCAGGUGUGCUAACUUCAUUGGCACGGUUGAAGUGACUGGCGCGCCGUGACGCAGGAUGACAUUGAAUAUCUAGAAACCAGUUGUCUUCAUCAAUUCCUGCUGCUGCUUCAGAAUAAGGUUUCUGGGUAAAAGUCUGCAGGGGGUUCACCAUGGUGCAAGAGGAGAAUGACGGGAUAAACAGAGACAUGAUUAUUCCGCCAAUUCAAGACAACAGACCUACAUUGUCAUGGCAAUUUACAAUCAAGGACAAGAUGACGCUUGUGCCUCCCUGUCUUGGCAAGUUCAGACCAGCUGUGGGUCAGUGCUGCCACCAGUGCACUCCGGACAGCCUGCGUAAGAAGCAUGGACAAAACUCUUCACUUGGCUUUCGUAACCUGCUGAGUGUCAAUGAAACGCAAACCAGAUUCCGUGGCUGGCUGGUGCGGAGGGUUUGCUGCAUGCUGUUUGUGAGCGGGUGCAAAGUGUAUGCGAGUCCUGUUGUCAACAGACUGGAGAACGUCUGUCAGAGCAACAGGGUUAAGGAGGUGCUUGCAGCAGACCAGAAAACACCUGCGGGGCAAGACAGCCAAGGGCAGAUUAACCGCCUCACACCAUUCCUCCCUCUCAUUAAGACCUGCAUCUCUCCUGGCCUCUUACGAUUCAUGGGCUGGGUGAUGCUGAAGAUGUUAUCUUCUGUUUUUGGAAACAUUCAAGUCAACCUCAACCAUCUGUCUGCAUUGCACUCAGUCUCACAAGAGGGAUCUCUGCUGGUUUAUGUCCAUGUGCGUCAGAGCAUCAUGGACUGUGCUCUCAUCCCUCUGGUGCUUCUCUGUCACAACCUGAGAGUUCCAUACACUGUUUGUCCUCAUCAGGUUUACAGCUCCCCCCUAAGAUCAAUCCUGCAGAGAGUAGGUGUGGUCCUCCUUCCACUGUCUGCAUUGACUGAGCAGGAAGCUGAGAUGGACAGCCUGUACUCACCUGUCAUGGCCUCUCUGGUACGUGAGCUGCUACAUGAGGGCCAGGCGAUAAGUGUUGGUGUGUCAGCAGAGUCUGGCCAAGGUGGCCAGUGGCUGGCUCACAUCAGACAGCUCAUCAAAGAGAGAUCUGUCCCCGACGUCAGUCUGGUCCCUGUGGGCAUCUCCUACGACUGUGUGCCCGAAACCAACAUACAGGUCAGUUUAAGCACAGUGUUUCAGUGGCUUUGGUCUGUUAUGUGGAAGAGACCAGAAGGAAGUGUGAGGAUCCACUUUGCUCAGCCCUUUUCUCUCAAGGAGAUGUGUGAGUCAGGCAGGUGCAGAGUAGAUGAAUGGCUCCCUCUACAGGACCUGUUGCUGCCUGUUAUCCUCGACAAUGGAACCGUCAGAGCAUUUGGCCGGAGGCAGAUGUCGUGGCUCCUGCCUUCUCAUUGUGCAUCUGAGCUUAAAGAGCCAACUCCUCCAGAUAAAGAUACCCUGAGUAUUGCCAUCAUCCUCCACCUUGUCUUCUCGGCAACUUCCUGCAUGGCUGUGAUGUCCACCAGUCUGGUGUCCAGUCUUUUGCUUUAUAAACACUGCAAGGGCGUUAGACUUUCUGUCUUGUGUCGUGAUGUCGCUUGGCUCACAGAGGAACUGUUGUUCAGAAACAAAGAUGUCGGCUUUGGGGGAAAUCUAACGGAAGUUCUCCACUAUUCCUUGUCCCUGCUUGCACCUCACCUCAUCAUUGCUGCACUGCCGUCCAGGGAAGACCCUUUCAUUGUGCCUCGUCCCUCCCUCACUGCAGCACUUCACCUUUCCCUCCAGGCCCAGAUUGUCAUACACACCUUUAUACCAGAAGCUGUUGGUGCGUGCGCAGUGUCCGCCAUGCUGUGCGAAGUUGCCGUCAGUGUGGUCAGCAGCAGUGUGAACAGUGACGGCGUGGAUGGAGUGAAGGUCAGAGGUGACAUGGACUUUGAUGUGGUGCUCUGCCAGUCUGAGUUGACUGAGCGCGCCCUGCAGCUUUGCCAUCUCCUUCCUCCAGGCUUCAUGCCACCCUGUCAAUCAUCGCAGAGUUUUGCUCUCGAUGCCAUUGACAGUCUUGUACGCUGUGGAAUCCUGAUCAUGGAAGAAAUUCCCAGAGAUGUUCCUAUCUGUGAUUUCUGGAAGAAGGAGGGUGCUUUGGCCUGGACCUCCUCUGACGACCCUUACCAAAGUGACUCUGACUGUGAAGAGCAGGACCUGCAUUCCUACAAGAUAAGCCAGCCUAGCCAAUGUCCCGAGAUGCUCUUCUUCCUCUGCAGUUUGCUGGCCGGACAUCUGAGGGCGCUGUGCUGGACCACGACUGCACUGGACUUCAUUGACACACCUCUGCCGGAGUCAAAGUUUGUGGCUCAGAUACACUCCUGUCUGUGUGACACAGCAAAUAAGAAGAAACAGCACUAUGAGAGCUGCUCAGAGGAGGCUGCAUACACUGCAGUUAGAACACUAAUAGACCUGGGGGUCAUUACAGAGGAACGUCAGGAGGGAGGCGUCUUCCUGCGCGUCUGUCCUUUGUUCCAGUUGCCGGAAAACAGGCAGAAGCUGCAGCACUUCAUCAAACAGUACCUCUACAAUUAAAAUGUUGACUCACGGCCUCAACGCAUUUGUCUUUCAGAGUGUGACCUCUUUUUUUUUAUGUUGGUGUCAGAAAAGCUUGUGUUUAGUGUUAAAAAACAAAGACUCACGCUGAGCUGGGAUGCUCUUCCCUUCAGGUUAAUUGUAUUUUGAUUUUGAGACUUUGAUUUGAAGUUUAUCUUUAGUAAUAGCAUUAGCAUAAAGCCACAGGAGACGAAGAUUAUGAGGUCUCUGUAAUCAGUUGUGAGGUUUUGCUGUAGGAGAAUGACGCUCAGUGGCGGCGUGUGUUUUGAUCCGUGUUUGUUAUAACGGAGGUUAAAGUUGUUACGUUUGUUAUUUGUCUUAGUUGUGCUUUUUGUUUUUACAAAUUGACGCCUUUAAAUGUGUUCAUAUUUCUUUAUAAAUCCAACACAAAAAAAGUGAAGUGUGUUUCAGUUGUUAUUACAGUUGCAUUCUUAUAGAUCUCAUUUCUUGUAAACGAAUCAUCCUUCUGCAUUUGUCCCCUCUUGCAUGUGCUGACUCAUUCCUCUGGAGUCUCUCUAUUCAACAGACCUUGGGACGCCAGCACACAGAGACGAAUCGAUGUCGGGACACAGGGCCUCCGGUAGCUCGUAACGAUUUCACAGUCAAAUGGUUGUACAGUAAAGAAUCAGAGGGGGUGUUUCCUCUAACUCAAACAGUCACUGCAAAAGAUCAACUCCUCCUGACUGUGAAACUGUACUGCCACCCAGUGUUGAAAUGAGGGUGUUGAUGGUAGUUACACUUGGCCCUCACUGUUACGGGGUCCAUAGUGUAUUUUAUUACAAAGACUUUGAGUUUGUGAGUUCCCACUGAAGAGGUGAUAAAGUGAGUAUAUAAAGAAGUUAGAUCGUUUUGAGAUGCAGCUUCUACAGCAGCUGAGGAUUCAUGCCACUGCCACACGUUUUUAAAGCCUUAGAAUAAGCCUUUUAUAUGUAACUUUACAGAAGCCACCAUCUUACACCGCCGUGCUUCUACACAACCUAAACGUACAAACCAGAAGCUUACUGCACAAACAAAUAAGAGCGACAUACUUCACUGUGUUU
This is a messenger RNA of Solea solea (common sole), 3651 nucleotides long. RefSeq names its product glycerol-3-phosphate acyltransferase 2, mitochondrial (gene gpat2). The transcript is spliced from 24 exons. Gene Ontology annotation, cellular component: mitochondrial membrane. The record is from RefSeq and is a predicted model, not a curated record. The coding region runs from base 191 to 2590 and encodes 799 amino acids. Lineage: Eukaryota; Metazoa; Chordata; Actinopteri; Pleuronectiformes; Soleidae.